UUUCCUGUAAGACGACAUUCUACUGUGUUGUAUGGACUGGUGACUCUAAAAGCACAGCAGAGUUAGGCUUGGGAAUUCUUAAAGCAUGUUGAUAUUAUUAAGUGUUUAAACGCUAUUUUGGCUACAGUCCGCUGGUACAGCAGCGCUGUUUAUGACUGGUUUAAAGUGUUGGAUUGGCGAAAAACAUGACAGCCAAUGAAGACCAGGAGAUGGAGUUGGAGGCUCUGCGCUCUAUCUAUGAAGGAGAUGACUGCUUUAAAGAGCUCGGCCCUGUUUCCUUUCAGUUCAGGAUAGGAGAUCUUGAGGACUCCAAAUCCUUCCUGCUAGAAGUGUCAUGGCCAGAGAACUAUCCUGAAACUGCCCCGCACAUAUCAUUAGAUGCUUUUUUCAACAACAGAAUAUCCCUGGAGACAAAGCAGUACAUUCUUUCCAAAUUGAGUGAACAGGUAGAGGCCAACCUGGGUACUGCCAUGAUGUACACGCUCUUUGAGUGGGCCAAAGAGAACCAGGAAACACUCAUGGAAAACCAUCAGCCUGUGACAUCCGCUGUGACCCUGAUAUCCAACAGCGAUGUCAUGAAUAAUUCCACCUCUGUUAGGAAGAAGAAGGAGAAGAAAGAGCAACUAACCAAAGCACAGAAGAGGAAACUGAUUGGAAGAACGGAUAAUAAGGGUGAACUGCCAAGAGGUUGGGACUGGGUAGAUGUUAUCAAGCAUCUGAGCAAAACUGGAGGAAAAGGUGAAGAUUAAAGAGAUACUUGAGAAGAAACGAUGGAUUGAAAUGUAUGGAUGAAAUGUGUCUCUGUGCCCUUUUUUUUUUUUUUUUUUCAAUGAAAGCUGAACACAAAUUCUCUGCAGCCAUGAUUUCAAUUCACCUGGAGCUGCCACAGAGCUGAUUUGACACUGAGUGCAAGGAGCUCUGCCAUUACAGACACGUGUCCUCAGAGCCACACUAGUGUGUGCUAAAUUAGCUGAGUCACACGUGAACAUCAUGAGGUGCGUGAUAAUAAAACUAACACAGGUUUAAAUGCUUGAAUUUUUGGAUCUGGAAGAACAGUUGGGUGUGACUUAAUAAACCUAACAACAGUGUUAUGUUUCAUCUAGUGAAAAUUCCUUUUAAAAAUUGUAUCAUGGGUAGUUUAAAGGUGCAAUCAGAUAAGUGCUGUCGGGUUACUGAAAUAAAACAAGUAUUAUUUUGCUGGUCAUGUGAUCUCAACAUGGCAACCCUCAUUAGGUCCCGCUCCAUGUCAAAUUAAGACGGCUAAAUAAAUACUAACCAUCUAUUUAGAGGUAAAGAAAAAAGUGGACUUUUAAGUGUUACAUUUUGAUGUUAUACGUGAAAGAUAUUUUAUAGGUGUGUGUUUUUAAAGAAAUAAAGUGUUUUAAAGCACAGUCAUU
Sinocyclocheilus anshuiensis is the source of this 1397-nucleotide messenger RNA. RefSeq names its product RWD domain-containing protein 4-like. Gene Ontology annotation, molecular function: protein binding. NCBI's taxonomy places the organism in Eukaryota, Metazoa, Chordata, Actinopteri, Cypriniformes, Cyprinidae. The transcript is spliced from 8 exons. Bases 186 to 749 code for a protein of 187 amino acids. The record is from RefSeq and is a predicted model, not a curated record.